Messenger RNA from Gambusia affinis (western mosquitofish), 7351 nucleotides. RefSeq names its product tetraspanin 9a (gene tspan9a). Gene Ontology annotation, cellular component: membrane. The transcript is spliced from 7 exons. Bases 632 to 1654 code for a protein of 340 amino acids. The record is from RefSeq and is a predicted model, not a curated record. Lineage: Eukaryota; Metazoa; Chordata; Actinopteri; Cyprinodontiformes; Poeciliidae.
GCCCGUUAGUUGCGUCUGCCGAUAAUAGCACAUCAGCCAGAGCGCUGCUACUGGGGGAGCAGAGCACAGGCAGCGCAGAGGACUGAGCCGCUGAGCGCACAAUGCUUCACCAGACAGGGAGCGUGAAGGGAGAGCGCAUCCGCACAUGUACAGGAGAGGAGGACUGAGCAGGAGAAGGGCAGCAGAGAGAGGAGCAGGAGCAGGAGAAAAGUUACCCGGUCAGCAGCUGAGACUCACUCGGGUCUCAGUCCCAGUGGAGGAGCCAAGCACAUCAAUGAGCAGAGCAGGAGGAGAGUGAUAUUACAGCAGGGAGAGCUGCAAGUUCUCAGAAUCCAGUCCUGUCAUAAGGCAAACAGGAGCCGCUGCACUGCUUGCUCCAGGAUUAUCACAGGAAGGCAGAGGACUCUUACUGUGAACCUGCCCCCAAAGUGCCUCUGCUGCUCCAUCCGACUCACUUCUGCAGGAGACCACAGGAAGGUGGAUGUAGUUGGGUGCCUUUGUCUUUUUUUCUUUUAUUCUAAACUGUGAAGCAGUGGAGAUUUGAAGGGCAAGUAGUUCUGUCUUAUCUCUGGGACUAUGUUAGACUGUGCAUCAGCAGCAGCAGCAGCAGCAGCAGCAGGCGCUCUAGAGCAUGGAGAAGUCCAGCAGUGAGGAGUCAGCCAUUCACCGUAGUCCAUCAGUAGAUAGCCGGGAUUCUGAUUUUCCUCAAGCCUCCACGUCUGGUCGGCCGUUCGGCGGCCGCGGCUUCACUGCCGGCGCUUUCUACGGCUCCACGGGGCCACGCAAAAACGCACAGCAGGGCCCAGCCGGAGCGGCAGCCGACACCGGUGCCGCGGACAAGACCAACAAGUACAGCUCACCCAAAGGCAGCAAAUACGUAGUCUUUUACCUGGACCUAUCCUUUGUGUUCCUUCUAGAGUUCAAGAAGUGCAACAUGGCGAGAGGCUGUUUGUGCUGCUUGAAGUAUCUGAUGUUCAUCUUCAACCUCAUCUUCUGGUUGUGUGGCUGUGGGCUGCUUGGCGUGGGCAUCUGGCUCUCUGUGUCACAGGGCAGCUUCGCCACCUUCUCACCUUCAUUCCCGUCUCUGUCAGCUGCCAACAUGGUCAUUGCCGUCGGGGCAAUCGUCAUGGUGACGGGCUUUCUUGGUUGCCUGGGUGCCAUUAAGGAGAACAAGUGCCUGCUUUUAAGUUUCUUCAUCGUACUGCUGAUAAUCCUCCUGGCAGAGCUGAUCCUCCUCAUCCUCUUCUUUGUGUACUCUGAUAAGGUGAGCGAGAACGCUAAGCAGGACCUGAAGGAUGGGCUGGCUCUUUACAACUCAGAAAACAACAUAGGCCUUCGAAAUGCAUGGAACAUCAUCCAGGCGGAGUGGAAGUGCUGCGGUGUCAUAGCGUACACGGACUGGCACGAGGCCCUGAAGGAGAAGGUGGUUCCUGACCGCUGCUGCCAGGAGCAUUACCAAAACUGUGGCCGCAACUCCACCAACAUGUUCUGGACCCGGGGCUGUUUUGAGAAGGUGGAAGAAUGGCUGGAUGAAAACAAGCAUCUGCUGGGAACCAUAGGCAUGGUCAUCUUGGUAGUGCAGCUGUUGGGCAUGGCGUUCUCCAUGACGCUCUUCCAUCACAUCCACAGAACAGGGAAGAAGUACGACGCCUAACCUGGGCGGAGGAGCCCCACUGCCUGCUGGGAAGAGACUCUGAUUCCAACAUUCAUGCUUUCCGUCUCACGUCACCACAUGUGUGAAGCAUCCUGCGCUCCUUCCUGGCCUGUACAGAUUCCGGCUGUGUUCCUGCACCUUUCCUGCUCUCUCCUCCUCUCAUUCAUUUUGCCAAAGAGUAACACAACUGGAUCUGAAGGGACACCCACUUUUGGCAAGCAAGAGAAUAACAUUGUUUCUGAAUGAAAUAUACUUUGUUUUUUUCUCAUCUUCUUGAUCAUUUUUCUUGGACUAACAAUUUGCUGGAAGGAAAGUUGGAUUUUGAGACAAUGAAGACUGAACUAAAGCCCAUGCAGCAUCUCCAAGGUGACAAAAACCCAUGAAAUAGAAACUGAAACUUUUCUCCUUUCUGGAGUUUUUUCAUGUUGAUCAACGCAAUGCUCCCCGUUUUCCCUUGUAAAUGGGUAAAGACCCAAUACAGCAUGCUAGUUUUUUACUUCACUGACUUCUGUGUCUCUGAAACUUUAGUUUUGAACUUCUCAGAUUUGUUUUUUAUUCAAACGCUCAGCGUUCCUGCAGAAUGCUGAGUGGUGAGCAGUUCAGCGUGGCGACCUGGUAGUUGUGUUGCAUGUCGGCUCGGGUUUGACGUGAAGGGGCACAGACAUGUCUGUGUGGUUUUUGUUGUAAUCCAUCUUUUUUUUUUUUUUUACUGUGCUGUAGAGAUUAGGGAAAAGGGAAAGUGUUGGAAGAACAUCAUGUGAGUGUGAGGAAUUAUCAAUGGAUUUAUUUACCAUCAAAUUCUGCAAAAUCCGCUGGGUAAUAAACUUUAAUUCAUAAAUCUGUCCUUGAACACACAUUGCUGUGUUCAAAUUCCCCUGAGAGGCAACAUUCACAGUGUUAAGCUAUUAGUUAGCGCUCCAUGGAGGGAUCCGGGUGAUAAAGUCUUUCUUUUUUUUUUGACAAAGUGUUUGUGUGUUUAUCUCUGUGUCUGUUUGAUCACUCAGAGGAGGUAAAACCUAGAAUCAGAGAGGAAAGGCUAACAGCAGACAUGUUUUCUCACUGCUGCAGUCAGGAGCAGGCUAGCAGUUUUCUCCUCCAGCUCUCAUCCAUUCAGUCAACCUCAACUCUACCCUGCCUCCAUUGUUUUCUGUUUACGCCCCGAUUCUCUUCCCACAUUUCAGGAAGCAGGGAGUUUGACAUUCCUGCUUAUUACUCAGUCACACCUCUGGUUUGCAACUUCACAUAUUUCAUGUAAGCUUACUUUUUAUGCAGCCUAAAGAGGAAUUGGUGGGGAGCUGGAAUCAAAGCCAAGGCAGAUAGAUAUAGCAACACAAACUCUGUAGGACACAUCUGUUUACCCACUGAUGCACCGCAGGAAGCCUGGGCAUCAGUCUGCCUCCUGCAGACCAGAAAUACUCUUCAUCUGCUGGUGGCUUGAAAAGAAUGCCCCCCAGUUUAUCUCAGAAGGUAUAAAGAGGUGUGAAGAGCUACCUUUAUUGGAUGGGGAUCGGUUUAGCUGCGCCUGUCAGACUUAGGUUAUUCAGUUUUUGUGACAUCUCCGGGGUAAAUUGUUUUGACAUCUACAACGAUGAAAAAGAAACAGCAAAUUAAGAGUCAAGUUACAGAAAGAAAAAACCUGAGAGAUUUAUGGCUUUAUUUACAGCAAGGAUGCUCCGUUUACAGAGAACGACGCUACGCUGCAGCGCGUCUGCACAAAGUGAAACAGGUCAGCUUUAAUCAGAGAGACGGUUGGUUAGGUGCAAACUGGAGCAGAUCUGACUGCAGAUUAAACACAAAUGAUCAGAUCAGAGCAGGAAGAAGUGAAAAAAGAACAUAUGUCCUUUAACCCCGGCGUCCCUUUAGGUUGUGUUUUCUUAAAGAAUGUCAUUAAAAUAUUAUAUGCAAAAUAUCUUUUCAUACAGCAACUAAUACUCACUAAUUAGUUUAAUUUUUCAUUUAAAUAUUUUAUUCUAAUGAGUUUUUUAGCAAUUAAAGUCUGUAUUUCAAUCAAAUUACAUGAUUCAAAAAAUCCAGAAGGGACACAGAUGACUUUAUUUUGCUCAAAAUUAAUUUUCAUCUGAAUCCAUGCAUCACCUGGCCAAUAUGUACGCAGUAACUGGAAAGGUUCUGCAAAACUAAAAUAGAACGGAUGAGAUGUGAGUUGAUUUUUCAGACUCACUCCCUCUCUACUUUUCCUGCCGGAUUGUCUUUGUGGUUUUCUGCUGCUGCAGCCCCUUUUUUUUAUUUGUUUUUGUGACACAUCAUUGUGUCUAUGAUUAUAGUUAGUGGCUUUGUUUGUUUAGGAAGCUACCCAGUGGUAUUGUUCGCAGCACACGCUGGCUAGGCAGAAUGAGGUCGAGACAGCGCUGUCACCGGAUUUGUGGCAUUCUGUUUUUGUUUAAUUCACUGCAAUUACUCAGCUAAAGCCGCAGCAUACAGCGCAAAAAGGCACCGGAUGCCUGAAGUGCAUCCCACUGAAUAUAUAACAUUUCUAAUCUCCCUCACAACUCCGACCUCCACCUGUCCGAAAGGACGUUUCUGGAAGCAGACUUUGCAGAGCUGCUGCAUUCACAGCCUGAACUUCCAAAGCCGCUACGCAAAGUGUUAAAGUGACUGUAAUUCAAAUUUGGUCCAAAUUUUUGCAUUUUCCGUCACUUGAAGCUUGAACUCUACAGAAGAGGAUUAGGGCCACGGGGGAAAAAAAUAAUACUAAUUUUAAUCUCAGCAUUAUGAAUUUAUUCUUUCUAUUAUUUUCCAGAAUUUUGACAUUAAUCUCUGAGAAUUCUAAAAUUUAAGUCAGAAUUCUGAGAAAAAAUUCAGAAUUAAAUUUUUUCAGUGGUCAUAUUUCUCUUCCGUAGAAUUCUGUAUGUUUGUGCAACAUUGCAUAGAAAGUGAUGUGUUUUAAUUGAUCCUCUGGCCAGAGGGCAGCUGGGGUUCCCGGUUUGUUCUGCAGAUUUAGAGCAUUUUAUGCAGCCUGAGAUAUUCUGCGUCUCUUCUUGUUGUGUCCAUGGGGUUAACAUGACAGCUGUUGUUGUACAGUGCAUGCACGACUGGUUGCUCCCGCUCUUAGCCCCCACAGCUUGGCUGCCUCCACAAACUGCACACGACUGUUUUCCCCCUUAUUUACCGCCUCGCUCUGCAGAUGCCUGGUUUCACAUUGAGACGCUGCAGAGAAGCAGCUCAGCUCUGUGGAAAGCAGCAGCAGAGGAAACGUUCUGCACUGAGGAAGGUAACAGGAGGAAUCAGUGUUACAUGUGAGGCUGCGCUGUAAACCUCACAGAAAAACUAGGUGAAUAUUUCACUCUACUCACGUUAAAUAGAAAACACAAGGAAGCAGAAUGUUGAGGAUAAAAAUUCUCCAGAUGUGACGUUGUGGUUCAAAGCCUGCAGUUUCUGUAACGCUGACUCAUCCGAAUACACAGAGACUCUGAGUGUGAACUCUGCUUCAACCCUGCCACUGUCGCUUAGUUUGGGUUCAUCUGAGUGUUUUUUUUAGAUCGUAGGGCCAAAUGACAUUUUAACAAAAGUUGUCCAGUGAUGUUAUUUUUGUAUGUUGGUUGUUGCUGUUUUAAUGUUUGUUUUCUACUGUUGGCUUUUUGUUUCUGUUUGUGACAGAUGCUCCACUGACUCUCAUUGUACGCAGAUGACACCUUUAAUUCAUUUUUUCCACCAGGGAUUAGUCUUGGCAGCGCUUCUGCUUCUCUACAAGGUGUAAAAAUGCCUUUUUUUGUCUUAAUACUGGAACAAGCACAUCGAUUCAGAAUGAAUGGACGGAAAAUUUAGCAAAUACACUUUAUUGCCAGCAAUGUUCUCUGGUUUACCUUCAUCUGAGACACACAGACCUGUAUAUAAGUUGGUAUAUGAUGGCAGCCCAGCCUUAGCAGCCAUGGAAAUUGUGGUGCAUUCUCCUGACUUUUUCAGUCUGAACGGUUCACUUCUGAUUGUUUCACCCCCCAAAAAAAUCUGUUUUGUUCCACGUCCAUAUGUGACUAAACUGAAUAUGUAUCUGAUUGUUUUCAAAUCUUCUACACUUUGUGUAAAACUGAAAACCUAGACAAAGUAAAGCAGUUUUUAUCUCAGGUUUUUUUUUAACACAGCCAAAUUAUAUCAACGUGAAAAGAUGUUCAAUAUUAUUUAAUUUUAGUUAUCGAUGCAGAGAUCGCUGUUUAUUCACAUUUCAACAGUUUGCUAAUAGGUUUUAUCAAUACAUCUUGACUCAACUGGCUACAUUUUUUCUCAGCCAAACUGAAAAUGAUUUUGACAUCGUUGGUCUGAAUUUUCAUGUUGCAUUUAAUCGGACUUUUCCGUGAAAUAUGGAUCAUAGUUCUGCACCAGAAGAAACCGCAAGCAAUGGCUGAAAAAUGUAAUUAUAAAAUUAUGAAAGAAGUGUGUGUGUGUCAGUGAAGUGUAACAAAUCCCAAUCCCAUCACUCCUGAUCCGACUCUACAUCCAAAUAGAAUCUUCUUCUUCCUUUUCCUCAUCCUAUGAGUUUGUGUCAGCUCCAUUAAAAUGGGUCCAUAGACGGCGGCGGCCAUUAUUACUGCCAGAAACGGAGCGCUGCUGUGUCACGUCUACGUUCUUCUUCUGUGCCUGAGAGUCGCUUUGAUGUUUAAAACCGUUCAUACAGAAAUCUGACUGUGGUCGCAUUUAAUUAGCAGAAUGAAUGACCACGCAAAAAAAUUAACAAAAUUAUAAUGGAGCAUUGAAAUUUGCUGUGAUUUUACACAGUCUACUACUUUGUGGCGUGAUUCCCAGUUGUUUCCACUUUGUUUUGCUUCCACUAACAGGUGACAUGGAAUAUUAAUUUUUUCACAAAUGUUUCUAGAAACGCUCUACCUUCCCAAAUGCUGGAUUUGAUGAAUCCAUGGAUUUGGACGGCUGAGUGAAUACUUUUGGUCAUAUAGUUGAUGACUGGAGACGCAUCGCUGGCAGAUUCCACUUCUAGUUUUCAAUAAAUGAGGAUGUGCAGUUUAACUGCUCAUGAAAAUAUAUCAGCCCCAUGUGUAUAUACAGAAAUAUAUUCUUAUUUUACAACUGAUGCAAGUCAGCGUUUGCUUCAACACAAAUGAAUAUAUUUACGCUGACAGCUCAAUUUUCUAACAAACUAUGCUUUCAUGCUUACUUAGACAUAUCUUCUUGUACUGUAUGUGUCUGUUUUCCUUGUUUGCUGUUCUUCCGCCACCUGCAGUGUAAAUUUUAUGUAAAUUUAUGUUUUUAUCAGUAAGCUUUUCGUGUCUUGUUUGACUGGAUUUUGAUCUUGUAGUAAAAACAUUUCUUUUUCAUUUCAGAAGAAGCAUAAAAUAUUCUUUCUCAUCCCUCAGUAAGUCACACAGAUGCUGAGGACUAAAUGCAUCACAGUGAUCCAGGUUUUGUGUAGCACUGAGGGACUUGGAGCAGGUUCUUUUUAUUUGAAUCACUUAAUUUUUUUACCUCCUUUCGGCGUAUUAUUUUGUGUAAUCUGCUCUGAAUCCGUCUCCUGAGCUGAAGCUGAAUCUUUGAGCGGUGGAAAUGAUGCUCUGCUGCAGAAACGCCGUGUUUGAUGUUGUGCUCUGCUCGGCGGCAUUGUCUGAUGCCUGCCAGCAUCGUCCUGUGACUUCCUGCCACAAAGCCACUCUAACCGAGGUGGUGCACUUCCUGCUCUUUUCUCUCCAAAUCAACUAUUUUUUAAAUAAAGGAAAGUGUGUCACUAAAUCCCAA